Messenger RNA from Acanthosepion pharaonis, 678 nucleotides. The record is from the annotation of a GenBank genome assembly. NCBI's taxonomy places the organism in Eukaryota, Metazoa, Mollusca, Cephalopoda, Sepiida, Sepiidae.
AUGUUUUUUUUUGUUAAUUUCUUUCUUUCUUACUUUUCUAUUUUAUUUCUGUUCGUUUUCAUUGUUUUUUAUUUUCCUUCACUUUGUUCGAAUCAUUUUAUUUGCAUUUUUUUCUUUUUCCUUCUUUCUUUCUUUCUUUCUCAUAUUUUAAUCACGUUCCUUCGCUUUCUAAAUAAGUUUUUCCUUACUUCAUGUCUUACUUCCUGUUUCUUUUUCCGAUCUUCAUUUUCUUUUUAUCUAAUAGUUCUUUUUUUACGAAUAUCCUUUCUUUUUAAUCUUUCUUUAUUGGUUUCGUUUUUCUUCUCGAUAUUUUUUCUUUCUUUUACACUUUUCUCAUUCUUUUUUUACAUUUGUGUUCUUCGUUUUUACUUCCAUUGUUUUUACAUCGUUUGUCUGUUUCUUUCCUUCCUUUUUUCUUUCUUUCUUUCUUUCUUAAGUAGUUUUUUUUUACGGAUAUCCUUUCGUUUUAAUCUUUCUUUAUUGGUUUCGUUUUUCUUCACGAUGUCUUUUCUUUCUUUUUUUACACUUUUCCUUUUCUCUUUUUUUACUUUUGUGUUCUUCGUUUUUACUUUCAUUAAUUUUACAUCAUUUGUCUCUUUCUUUCUUCCUUUUCUUCUUUUAAAAAGAAACUAUAUACGUAUAAAUGAACUACUUAAUAGUUCAUUUAUACGUAUAUAG